AAAUUACAUCAUGCUACUUAAGUUUCCACCAGCCACAUUACAAAAUCUCUUGUCAUAUGCAAAAAAAGUUGUGUAAUUUUUCCUUACUACACAAAAAUGAGGUUCCUAUGUAUUAGAUUAUGGAUUCUACUAUUCAUAAUCUCUACCACAAUAAUAAGUUGCAAUGCCAAAUCCUCACAGAAAAAUAUACUAACAGCUACCAACACCACCAAAUUCUCACACAAAAAAAAUAUGCUAACAGCUAUCAACACCACUAAACCCGGGUGCCCACGAAAGUGUGGCAACUUAACAAUUCCGUACCCAUUUGGUAUCGGAUUUAAAUGUGCCAUAAAUUAUUAUUUUACCCUCACAUGCAACACCUCAUAUGAUCCUCCUAGAGCGUUCACUAUGCUUGACCUUGGUACAAAUAAUCGAUAUGCUGAUGUCUUGAAUAUAACUGAAACACAAUUGCUGCUACGAAACUCUCAAAUAGCUUCGAAAUGCUAUGAUUCGAAUGGAAAUGUGACUUCGGAGAGAAUAAUAAACUAUGAUAUAGUUGAUUCUCCCUUCACAUUUUCGAAGAUUUGGAACAAAUUAACUGUCGUUGGUUGUGAUGAUUAUGCAUUAAUUGCUGGUUAUACAGGAAUCCUCGCAAAUGGGUCUAAAACCGAGUAUAACACCGUUGGAUGUCUUGCUUUGUGCUCUAACCCGGUGGAGUUAACACCGGGUGCUUGUUCGGGUUUGGGUUGUUGUCAUUCAUCUAUUCCGAUUGGGUUGCAAUCUUUUAUGAUCACCCUUUCGAGCUUGCGAAAUCAUACCGCGCCUAGGAUAUCGAGUUUUCAGCCUUGUGCAUAUGCAUUUCUGUCAGGAGGUGAUAGUUUUAAAUUUGGAGGGGUUGGAGAUUUUAGUCCAAACAGAGUAAUUGAUCGAACAAGAGAUGAAAUUCCUAUGGUCCUUGAUUGGUUUGUUGGGGAUUUAAACUUUAGUUCUAACACUAGGCCUAAUUGUUAUGAGGCCAAGAGGAAUUUGAGUACAUAUGCUUGCCAAUCGAAUACUCAAUGUGUCGAUGUCGUUGGAGGAGGAUAUCGUUGUCGAUGCAAAUCCGGUUAUGAGGGAAAUCCUUAUCUCAAACCAGGUUGUACAGAUUUUGACGAAUGUGGUAUAUCAAAUCCAUGUAGCAUAAUAUGUCAUAACACACCUGGGAGCUUCGAAUGCUUAUGCCCAACCGGAUAUUUUGGCGAAGGAUUGAAAUACUUUGGUACUGGUUGCAUAAAGCGUAGAGACAAUAGCUCAUCCACAUCCUUGACGAAAUUGACUCUUGGGCUUGGCAUAUCCUUGGGAUCAAUACUUGUAGUCCUUUGUGGUUGGGGUUCAUAUGCUCUUUUUAAAAGAAAGAUGAUAACUCGGCAAAAGGUUAGACACUUUGAGCGUAAUGGGGGCUUGUUGUUACAACAACAAAUGUCUUAUGAUGAAAGUGCUAUGGCAAGAAUGAAAAUCUUCUCAGCUGAUGAAUUAGAUAAAGCCACUGAUCACUUCAAUGAAGAUAGAAUACUAGGAAAAGGCGGACAAGGUACCGUUUAUAAAGGAAUGUUAAGCGAAGGUAAAAUCGUUGCCAUUAAGAAAUCUAAACUUCUAGCUGAAAGUCGCUUGAUAGAAUUCAUCAAUGAAAUGGUGAUUUUAUCGCAAAUUAAUCAUCGAAAUAUAGUUAAGUUAUGGGGAUGUUGUUUGGAAACUGAAGUCCCAUUACUAGUUUACGAGUUUAUUUCAAAUGGUACUCUUUUCGAUCACAUUCAUCACCCAAGUGAAGAAUUUCCUAUAACUUGGCGAAUGCGUUUGCAAAUCGCAUCUGAUUCAGUUGGGGCACUUUCUUACUUGCACUCAUCAUCUGCAACUCCAAUUCUUCAUCGAGAUAUCAAAUCCUCUAAUAUACUUUUGGAUAAUAAGUAUAGGGCAAAGUUAGCAGAUUUCGGGACUUCAAGAUCAAUUGCACUUGAUCAAACACAUGUAACUACUCGUGUUGUAGGAACAUUUGGUUACUUAGACCCCGAGUACUUCCAAUCGAGUCAAUUCACAGAAAAGAGUGAUGUUUAUAGUUUUGGAGUGGUACUAGUCGAGCUUCUAACAGGACAAAAGGCAAUACGUUCAAAGUAUGAAGAAGAUAGAAGUUUGACUUCAUGGUUCCUAUCACAUAUGGAAAACUCUCAUUUGCUUGAUAUUGUCGAUAAUCAAAUACUAGAGGAGGGUUCAAAGGAAGAGUUUCAAACUAUUGCCAAUCUUGCAAAGCGAUGUUUAAAUUUGGAAGGAAAGAACAGACCAACAAUGAAAGAAGUCCUAUUAGAGAUAGAAGCGGUAUUAUCACUUCAUUUGCCCCAACAACAUGUACCAAAUUUAAAACACACACCCAAUAGUCUUCCAAAUGCAAACACAUUUUACUUAGAAAAUAACUCUUUAAACUCUGCUGAAUUAUCUCUACUUUUCAACCCUAGAUAAUAUAAUAUUAUACUAUUGGUAUUUUCUUUGUAUUUUAGAAUCUCACUUCACCAUUUAUAAUAUUCAUCUGUUUAUAUGAUGUACACUAAAA
Molecule: messenger RNA, 2560 nt
Organism: Amaranthus tricolor (Joseph's coat)
Lineage: Eukaryota; Viridiplantae; Streptophyta; Magnoliopsida; Caryophyllales; Amaranthaceae
Product: wall-associated receptor kinase-like 8
Exons: 3
Coding region: 97-2469 (790 amino acids)
Biological process (GO): cell surface receptor signaling pathway; protein phosphorylation
Cellular component (GO): plasma membrane
Molecular function (GO): calcium ion binding; ATP binding; polysaccharide binding
Source: RefSeq, a predicted model, not a curated record